Messenger RNA from Brenthis ino (lesser marbled fritillary), 972 nucleotides. The record is from the annotation of a GenBank genome assembly. Lineage: Eukaryota; Metazoa; Arthropoda; Insecta; Lepidoptera; Nymphalidae.
AUGGAGUUAACACUUGUUUUACUUCUACUACAUAUUGCCUCAGGCUUAUGCAUUAACUUGCAGUCUUUAGAAAGUUUUUUGGAAAAAAAUGCUGAGCUACAGAUAAAUGAUAAAGCAGAACAGCGGCCUGUCAAUGAAUUGAAUGACAAUCCAGAACAAGUAAAUCCAGGUCGAAGAAUAUUCAAAGUAUUACCUUUUAAGUCUAAUAAGAAAUGGAAUACAAAAUACCAAUCUCAACCCGAUAAGAGUCCUCUUACUGAAAAUAUUCCUAUUGCAAUUAUUGUAGCUGCUAAACGUGAUCAAGAUGAGUCUAAAAUAAAUACUGAAUAUGCAUAUCCACGUCAGACAUCAGAAGAAGAAGUAAUAGACAUUAAAAAAAAUAAAACACUACAUUUAACCGAUAAUAUAUCCCCAUCUUCUACUUUAAAUACCGCAAAAUCUGGAAUGGGAAGUAGUAAUGAUGUUAAAAUUAAACAUGCAAUAGAUCAUGUAAAUGAAAUAAAUAAAAGAAUACUAGAAACAAUUGCCACAAGAAAUAGUACGCAGCAUCCUAAUAAAGAUUUAAAAGAAAAGUCUUUAGAAAUAGAAAAGAGCAUAUUUAGUGAUAAAAUUAAUAAAGAUCUUAACGAGAUAGAGAUGAAAAAAAAUGAUAUGAUUCCAAAACUUAAUAUUACUGAUAAGAAAGCUAUAGAAGGUAACAAUAGUGAUGGACAUUAUUAUGAUGGUAAAUUAGUACAAAUGAAGAAUGAUAAAAAUAUUGCAAGCGAAGAAAAAGAACCUAUAGUCUUAAAGAGUACAGAUGAUCUUAUUCAUGAAAUUGAGACAAAGUUUAUUAAACCUACAUCAGAUAAUAAAAACGAAUUAGAUGACGUUAUUAAAGAUUAUAUAGAUGAAUCCAAGAUUAUAGUUGGUCCAAAUCCGCAUAAGGAUAUUGUGUACAAAGAUUUCAACUUGAUUUUUAUUUUUAAUAAA